Fusarium oxysporum Fo47 is the source of this 569-nucleotide messenger RNA. RefSeq lists its product as uncharacterized. The record is from RefSeq and is a predicted model, not a curated record. NCBI's taxonomy places the organism in Eukaryota, Fungi, Ascomycota, Sordariomycetes, Hypocreales, Nectriaceae. The transcript is spliced from 2 exons. The coding region runs from base 206 to 406 and encodes 66 amino acids.
CGUAUCGUUCUGGUAACUCUCAUGCUUUGAGGCAUGGCUCUUUCAGGACAUAGCUUUGAGUUCUCACAUCUUCCAAUGUUGAAGAACUACCGCUGAACGGCUCCCCUACUUUUAUCUUUUAAUUCUAUUCAUCACGUUCCUUAACACAUCACAACUCGGGCACUUUAUCAUUCAGUGAACUUCCGAGAUCCUCUUCGCCUCCGCCAUGCCUUGCGACUCAACCCACACUGACACUAUCCCUAAGGGUGACACUCCACCAGUCACCAUCGACACGAAGAUGUUAGAGCCCUUCAUUCACGACACAUCUUCUCUUCAAGAUCGCCUGUUGAUGAGGUCCAUGGCUGAGGAUAACAAGGCAAUUGGAAAUGGGGCCGGUUACUCAGGACCGAAGGGUUCCAAGCUAUAGGAGACUUGAGAAGGCUUAGUCAAGUGUAUUGAUGGCUAAGUAACAGACUACAUGUUGUUUUGUAAGAUUAGUUUGAGUUUUGUUCUGUAGAUAUACAUUCGAGGCAAAUGGAUGAACCAUCGCCCUUGUUCAAACUACUAGAUAACGCGUGCCAGAGGAGGCC